This is a messenger RNA of Ipomoea triloba (trilobed morning glory), 892 nucleotides long. RefSeq names its product VQ motif-containing protein 11. The transcript has a single exon. Lineage: Eukaryota; Viridiplantae; Streptophyta; Magnoliopsida; Solanales; Convolvulaceae. The coding region runs from base 147 to 689 and encodes 180 amino acids. The record is from RefSeq and is a predicted model, not a curated record.
GCAGAGCAGAGCUGAGCAAGUCUCCUCUCUCACCCUUUCUUAUUACCAUAUAACUCCACAUUUUAUGCCCUCUUUCCCGCUUUCAUUCUUUUCACCUUUUUCUUCUCUGACUUCCUUUCUUGUUACUCCAUCGCCGGCCGCCGCUCAUGUCUUCUUCUAACCCUCCAACAACUCCAAGCGCCGCCGCCGCCUACGCGUCUUCUCCGCCGGCAUUGCACAACUCCCAGAACACCACUUUCGUCCAGGCCGACCCCUCCAACUUCCGGGCAGUGGUUCAACGCCUCACCGGCGCCGCGCAAGACCCGGCCGCGCAGAAGCUCCCCGUCACCGCGCCGCCGCGUUUCGCCGGCGAGAUGGGCCCACGCCGCCCGGCCUUUAAGCUCCACGAGAGGAGGCAAGCCGCCAGGAAACUGGAGAUCAGUCUCAACCACCACGGCGGCCCUUCGGUUAUGGCGAGCCGGCCAAAGUCUCCGAUGGUUAUGGCGUCGCCGGUUUCGCCUCUGGAAAUGCUGGGACGUGGGACCCCAAGAACGCCAAAGUCUCCGAUGGAAGAAGAAGAGAGAGCCAUUGCAGAAAAAGGAUUCUACUUGCAUCCGAGUCCACUCAGUACACCCAGAAACGGCCGUUCUGACCCGCCGGAGCUCUUGCCUCUGUUCCCUCUCCAUUCACCUAGGGAUCAUCAUUAUUAGUUUAUAUCUUUCUCUCAUCUCUUCUACCUUAAUUAAUAUUCCCUUCCCAAAUAGUAUAAUUAAGUACAUACAGAUCAGAUAUUCUAAUCACUCAUCUUUCUCGUCAAUUCUAAUCCGCCUCUGCUUAGCCAUUUGUUCAUGUCUUAAUGGAAUGCUAAAUUAUUUAUGUUUUUUAGAGAAUUAAUGCUGUUGCUUUCUUAUUA